Messenger RNA from Panonychus citri (citrus red mite), 1992 nucleotides. RefSeq names its product dolichyl-diphosphooligosaccharide--protein glycosyltransferase subunit 1-like. The transcript has a single exon. Lineage: Eukaryota; Metazoa; Arthropoda; Arachnida; Trombidiformes; Tetranychidae. Bases 87 to 1910 code for a protein of 607 amino acids. The record is from RefSeq and is a predicted model, not a curated record. Gene Ontology annotation, cellular component: membrane; oligosaccharyltransferase complex.
CCUUAGGAUUUUCUUUCCAAAACCAAAUUGAAGACAUUAGAAUUUAAAUUAAUUGAAUUUAAUUAUUCUAUUGUUUUUCUUUAAUUAUGUCAAUGAUUAUUAGAACAAUCAGCUUAUUGCUGAUCAUCGGAUUGUCCUCUUCGAUCGUUAAUGGCGAUCAUUACAGUGAUGUUAUCAAUAGAAAAGUUGACCGGAUGAUAGACGUAACCAGCCAACUGGUAACCAUUACGUGUCGCAUUGUGAUUGAAAACUCUGGUAAGACAUCGGUGGAUAAAUAUUUGGUCUCAUUCGAUGACAAUCAUUUGGCCCAUUUGUCAUUUAUCGAAGCUUCUCUGGUUAAAAGUGAUAAAUCAAAGGUUAAUUUGUUGGUUUCUUCAUCGACUUUACCCAAUGGUAAACAGGCCUGGUCAUUAGAUUUAAGUGAGAACAAGAUUGCCCCUGGUUCUUCAUUGGAUGGUAUUGAAGUGGAAGCUGUUUUUACCCAUAUUCUUGAGCCUUAUCCUAAUACAAUCUCUCAAUCAGAGAGACAAUUAGUUCUCUACAAUGGAAAUCAUUACUUCUUCAGUCCAUAUUUGACCAAAAGUCAAACAACUAAAGUCAAAUUAGCCUCUGGAUCGAUUGAAUCUUACACCAAAUUGAAACCAAGUUCAACUGCCAAUCAAAAUAUCAACUAUGGACCUUAUGAAAAUAUCGCAGCCUUUACUCAAUCAAAACUUCAAGUUCACUAUGAGAAUAAUUCACCUUUCCUAACCGUAUCAAAAUUGGAUAGAAAUAUUCAUCUGUCCAUUUGGUCAGGAGUUAUUUCAAUUGAAGAAGUGAUUGACAUUCAUCAUGAUGGUGCAAAAUUAAGAGGAGCCUUUUCCCGAUAUGAAUUUCAAAGAGAACCAACUAAUGGAAUCUCAUCAAUUAAAACCUUUAGAACAAAAUUACCACCAUCAGCCUAUGAUGUCUAUUAUCGAGAUGAAAUUGGAAACAUUAGUACUUCUAAUCUUCGUAAUGGUCUUAAAAAUGUGAUCGCCGAUCUAAGGCCAAGAUUCCCUUUGUUUGGUGGUUGGAAAACUCAUUAUGUUAUUGGUUAUUCACUUCCAUUGUCAGAAUAUCUUUCCAAUGAGGGUGACCAAUAUUCACUUAGGAUUCCAUUUGUUGAUCAUAUCUUUGAUAACGCAGUUAUCGACGAGGCCACAAUUAACAUCAUCUUACCCGAAGGAGCUACAGACGUUAAACUGAAUACACCUUAUUCCGUGAUUAGGGAAAAGGAUCAAAUUCACAUGUCAUUCUUGGACACAAUUGGAGAGCCUAAGAUUGUUUUACGAAAAUCGAACCUGGUUGAAGAUCAUAUUCAAAAUGUCAAAAUUACCUUUACAUUUAACGCAACAAUUAACACUCUCCAAAAGCCGAUUCUUUUUGUCAUCUCACUGAUCAUCAUCACUAUCCUGACAAUUAUAAUCUUACGUCUUGAUUUUAGUUUAACUAAAAAUCCCGGUAAAGAGAGUAGUCAACGUGUUAGCAGUUUAGUUGAAUCGGUUAUUAAUCAUCAUGCAAAACGGACUAAUUUAUAUGCUAAAUUUGACCAAACAUCAAACAAAUUUAAAACCUCGAAAGAUGAUUCAGCUUUUCAAACUGCUAUCAAACAGAUUAGCGCUGAUCUUAAACAAGAAUCACAAUCAAUAAGUGAUUUGGUUUCCCGAAUGAAAAGUGAAGGAGCCUCACAUUCACUUUUGGAUAAAAUUAAUGAACUCCAACGAUUAGAUAAAGAAUUACGAGAGCAACUUCAUCAACAACGAUUACUUGUUGAAAAAUUGGUCUCCGGAAAGGUCAACAAGUCACUUUAUCUCGACACUGAUCUUAACAUUACCAAAAAGAAGGCAGAAUUAGCCAAGAAAAUGGUUGCGACUUCGGGAACUUUGUAAACAUUUUUUUUUCUCUUCUUUUCCAUUUCCAAUAUUUUGCCUGGGCUACUACAAUUAAAUUGAUUAAAAGAAUUUUUUAAUA